AGAGGACCAAUCACAGCGACGUGGAGGCAGGAACAAUGGGAAAUAAAGGUCGGACGGAAGUUCCCGAAGCUUCCGGUGGCCGGCUUAAUUGGGAGCUAUGGCUAAACAUCAUCCUGAUUUGAUCUUUUGCCGCAAGCAGGCUGGUGUUGCCAUCGGAAGACUGUGUGAAAAAUGUGAUGGCAAGUGUGUGAUUUGUGACUCCUAUGUGCGUCCCUGCACUCUGGUGCGCAUAUGUGAUGAGUGUAACUAUGGAUCUUACCAGGGACGCUGUGUGAUCUGUGGAGGCCCUGGGGUCUCUGAUGCGUAUUAUUGUAAGGAGUGCACCAUCCAGGAGAAGGAUAGAGAUGGCUGCCCAAAGAUUGUCAAUCUGGGGAGCUCUAAAACAGACCUCUUCUAUGAACGCAAAAAAUACGGCUUCAAGAAGAGGUGAUUGGUGGGUGGCCCCUUCCUCCCCCCAACAUCAAGCUGCUGCAGCUGCCAGAAAACAUGCCUACUACUACCAGCAGAGAGGGAGCAGAGACCAUAGCAUCACCAGGAGUGCCUGCUAGUGUACUGGCAGCUUGCCACCCCCUCCUCUCCCUUCACCCAGACGUGGUAGGGAUGGAAAAGGAUUCUUCACAGAGCACUCUGGCACACCGUAUUAGAGAAAAGUUGAUAGAUUAGUUAAUGAUUUUUCUUAAAUUCGAGAAGCAGAGAUCUGUUCUCCAUAUUGAUAUGUUCUCCCUCAACCAAGAUCUUCUAAAAAGAGGUAGUAUUUUAGUCUUCUGCUUGGGGAGUUGGCUGUGAAGCUACAGCCGGUGAAAACCACGUUCUUGCAGCAGCUCUGGUGGCAGCUGUCCUUGAGGAACUUUUGGUGUGUGGUGGGAAGCUAUCAGAACAAGAAAUGUAGGCAUUUACUGUUUUUGGGGGAGAGGGAGGGGUGCUCCGCCAUCUUGAAAGGCAUUUAUUCAUUUAACACUUGUGUUGUCAUGUUAUUUUCCUUUUGAGAAAUUGGAAACUCUGUUGCUAUUAUGUUAAUAAAGUUGGUGUUUAUUUUCUGGUA
Messenger RNA from Cercocebus atys (sooty mangabey), 1042 nucleotides. RefSeq names its product PHD finger protein 5A (gene PHF5A). Gene Ontology annotation, cellular component: catalytic step 2 spliceosome; precatalytic spliceosome; U12-type spliceosomal complex. Bases 98 to 430 code for a protein of 110 amino acids. The record is from RefSeq and is a predicted model, not a curated record. The transcript has 4 exons. Gene Ontology annotation, biological process: mRNA splicing, via spliceosome. NCBI's taxonomy places the organism in Eukaryota, Metazoa, Chordata, Mammalia, Primates, Cercopithecidae.